This is a messenger RNA of Oikopleura dioica, 2787 nucleotides long. NCBI's taxonomy places the organism in Eukaryota, Metazoa, Chordata, Appendicularia, Copelata, Oikopleuridae. The record is from the annotation of a GenBank genome assembly.
AUGCGGGAAUCAACAGAUUGUACAGUUGUCCACGCAUCUCACCAGCUGCUGAGUAUUGGUAUUGGAUCAAAUUUUGGAUACGAGUCUGUGAUUGUAAGGGAAGAUGACACUCCGGGAGCAGCGAAAAAAAUGGUCAAUCUCUUUGUGCAAAAAUUGAAGAUGGCGGUGGAAUCUGCAGAUUGUUUUCCAGAAUAUUUCUAUCGCGCGAUUGUAACACUAGAAACUGAAAAGCUUCUAAAAGACGACAAGAUUGAAAAAUCCCGAUUGUCUGCUCUUCUUCGAAAACUCAAACAAUACAUGAAGAUUGACGUUUUUGGCUUCAAUUCAGCGAAAUUUGAUUUACCUGUAUUGGUGCCCUACCUGUUUCCCGCUCUUCAGGCAGAGUUUGGGAAGUUUAACGUCAUCAAAAAGGGCGCAAGAUAUUUUCUCAUCGAAACAUCGUGCUGUAAUUUCAAAGAUGUGCUCAACUUUACGACUCCGAUCAAACUGGCAAAGUAUCUGAAGCAAAAUGGUGUCGAAGAAGAAAAAGGAAUUUGGCCAUACAAUCUGUACAACUCGAUCGAAGAACUGAAAGCUGCAGACAUGUUUCCAACUCACGAUAAAUUCUAUUCCGAUUUGAAGAAAGCCAACAUCCCCCUUGAGCUUUAUGAGGAGAAUUUGAAGAUGUUCACCGACUUUAAACGAGAAAAUUCAUCCUAUAACAUGCGCGAUUGGCUCAAAAGAUACAAUACCCUGGAUGUUACUCCUCUUGCAAAAGCAAUCGACAAUUCUUUCAAAAACUUUCAAAAAGUUUUUGGAAUGGAUCCGGCCGUCUCCUUGAGCUUACCCGGUUUUGCUCAAAAUUGCCUUUUCUCCCUCUACUCUGAAGAUGCUGCACUAUCACACUCAUUUCAUCAGAAGAAUGACGAAAUAAGAACACUUUUUCGAAACAAUAUUGUUGGUGGACUGGUCAAUGUUUUUUCUCGCUAUACUGAACUUGGUGAUGAAGAAGCUCCUCACAAUGCGAAAUUCGCCCAGAAUGGAGAGCGUUUCUCCAAUAUAUCGUUUCUGGAUUUUAACGCUCUCUAUCUCUGGGCGGAAAAUCAAAAGCUACCGACCACCCAGGGUAUUCUUUGGGAGAAGAAAUCAAACAAUUUUGUCAAAAAUAUAAUGACAAAUGGAAACUCAUUCGUUGCUCUUCAAUGGCUUCUCUUUGCCGAAGAAAAUGACCCAAAUCUGACUGACAAAAAUGGUAACAGGAUUCGCCUUCAGCAUCAGUAUUUCCGAGGGGAGCAUUCAGAAGAGGGUCGCAAGGUCGACGGUUUUGCGAUUGUCGAUGGUGUCAAAGUAUUUUGGGAGUUUCUUGGAUGCAAAUUUCACAAGGACUGCCCUCGGUGUCGCCCAAACGAGACAGAUGAAGCUUGGGAAAGAAAAAAGGCAUUCUUGGAGUCACGUGGUAAAGUCAUCUUCAUCCACGAAUGUAAAUGGAGAACAAUUGCGCGCAGCGUCAAAUGGAAAUCAAAAUACCUACCACUUAUCGAAAAAAAAACAGGAACUGAAGAGCAAAUUCUGGCAGGAAUCAAGGAUGGCUCGCUUUACGGCUUCAUUGUCGCUGACGUUCGAUGUCCCCUUCCAAUCUUCGAAAAAUUCAAAAAUCUAAAUUUUCCUCCGGUUAUACAGCGACUUCAAAUGACACCAGAAAUGCUCUCCCCAUACAUGAAAUCUCGAGUCGAGAGAGAGAAAACAACACUAAGAGAAACCGUCGUGCAAACGUUCAAUGGUGAUGGACUGUUGAUGUUGACAGAGACCGCAAAGUUUUACAUGGACAUUGGUCUCGAAGUAGGCAACAUAACAAAAUUUAUUCAAUACCGUGGAGAAAAGAUGCUAUCUAAAUUCGUCAGUAGAAUUACAGAAGGUAGAAUUAAGGCAAUUCUGGAUAAAGAAAAUGAGCUCGGACUUGUUUACAAGACAGUUGGUAAUAGUUCCUACGGCAAGCUUGGACAAAAGGUUGGGCAGCCAACAAACGUUUAUGGUGACACGAGAUUUUUGACAGAACAGUCAAGAAAAAAAACUUUCAAGUAUUUUACCCCGCUUGAGAUGGAAGACGGUGACUGUGACUAUUACGAAAUCACUCGAAAUUCAACCAAGGUCACGGACAAUAAGCCUUUACCAAUGUGCGUUGCAAUCCUUCAGCACAGCAAACUUCUAUUCUUACGAUUCAUCUAUGAUGUUGUGUUCGAGUUUUUUGAGCCCGGAUCCUACAAACUCUGCUACUGCGACACUGACAGCAUCGCAAUAGCGACAACUCGCUCAGCAAAGUCUGGCCGGACAACGAGACUCGGAAAAAGCGAAGAUACAUUCUUCCCCAUCGUAAAAGAGGGUCGAUUAGAAGAGUUCAAAAAGGUUUGGACAAAGUGGUUCGUUCUUGACGAUACCACUCGCACUGAAAAAACACCUGGGUUACUAAAGGUCGAGUGGGAGACUUCAGUGGGGUCGCUUGUGGCGCUGACAUGCAAGACAUAUCAGUGUGAGGGGAAGGACAACAAGCCUGAAGAAGUGAUCAAGCGAUCGACAAAGGGGACACCACAUUCUCAUUCUAUCGAGCAAACAACAUUUAAACGCGCUUUGAAAGAUGAGCUUGCUGAAAGAGACAAUCAAGUUGAUAUAAGUCGCCUUGGCCUUAGAAAUCAUAAAAUGCAGCGUCUAACUGUCACAAAAAAAAUGCUCAGUUCAAUUUUCUAUAAAAUGCAGCUUGAAUCUGACGGUAUCACUUCGCGACCUUUGCAAAUAAACGGUGUUUAUCUUUAA